Messenger RNA from Pelobates fuscus (common spadefoot toad), 1396 nucleotides. RefSeq lists its product as uncharacterized. The record is from RefSeq and is a predicted model, not a curated record. The coding region runs from base 446 to 1396 and encodes 316 amino acids. Lineage: Eukaryota; Metazoa; Chordata; Amphibia; Anura; Pelobatidae. The transcript is spliced from 7 exons.
AGCAAGCAUAGAGCCAUGCAGAAGUGGAUAUGCCGUUCUAGUUCCUUGCUACGUAGCUUCGUACGAUCUAAUUACUGCUGUGACAGAGGUUUAUUGUCCAUCAGGAUGCCUCACUACAAAUCUGACUGUAUGGGGAACAGAUAUCUACACAGAGAAUUCCUCCAUAUGUCUGGCAGCUAUCCAUGCUGGUCUUAUUACAAAUGGGGGAGGAUAUGUGACCGUGGAGAAAGUGGCUGGACAAUCGAACUAUACAGGAUCCACCAGGAAUGAACUGACAAGCCUCAGUUAUAAUAAAUCCGUUAAUUAUUUUAGACUGACCACUUCCUAUUCAUCGAGCACCAGCACAACACCAACCACUACUAAUAGCCCUUCUUCUACCACAGCCAUCCUCAAUACCACAACCACUGUUUCUGCUGUUUCUAAUAUAUCUUCCACAUCCAAUGCCAUGAGCACCACAAUUGAUACUCCUGCCCCCUCGAUUCGCACUAGCACUGCAGUUAAUUUAUCUUCUACCUCCAAUGCCAUCAGCACCACAAUUGAUACUUCUGCUACCUGGAUUCACACUAGCACUGCAGUUAAUUUAUCUUCCACCUCCAAUGCCAUCAGCACCACAAUUGAUACUCCUGCCACCUCGAUUCGCACUAGCACUGCAGUUAAUUUAUCUUCUACCUCCAAUGCCAUCAGCACCACAAUUGAUACUUCUGCCACCUGGAUUCACACUAGCACUGCAGUUAAUUUAUCUUCCACCUCCAAUGCCAUCAGCACCACAAUUGAUACUCCUGCCACCUCGAUUCGCACUAGCACUGCAGCUAAUUUAUCUUCUACCUCCAAUGCCAUCAGCACCACAAUUGAUACUUCUGCCACCUCGAUUCUCAAAAGCACUGCAGCUUCCACCUCCAAUGCUGCUAACCAUGCAUCUACCUUCUCUUUCACCUCUUCCAAUCCUGAUACCACUAGAUCCCACGUAUCUACUACCACCACUGCUAAUACAACUUCCGCAGCCUAUACAAUAUCCUCUAUCUUUCCGUCUUCCAGUAUUGCUAGCCGUACAAGUACUUUGUCAGAACCUACAACUUAUAACCCAACCACCGCAAGUUCAUCUGUGAAUGUUGUUACUGGCCAAUGUUCCACAGCUGCAAACGACAUACCAUACACAAUUGCUUAUGUGAUAUGUCCUGGAGGAUGCAGUGACAGUGGGGGUAUUUGGGGAACUGGAGUUUACACAAAUGAUUCUCCGAUUUGCCAAGCUGCUAUCCAUGAUGGAGUAAUCACCAAUGAUGGAGGAAUAGUGACAAUCGAGAAGAGGCCUGGUCAGUCCAGCUAUGAGGGAUCCACACAGAAUGGAAUUACGUCCAGUUCGUACGGAGCUUGGUCUGGAUCGGUUAUAUUCCAUUAA